This is a messenger RNA of Struthio camelus australis, 364 nucleotides long. The record is from RefSeq and is a predicted model, not a curated record. Lineage: Eukaryota; Metazoa; Chordata; Aves; Struthioniformes; Struthionidae.
AUGUUCUGCACCCUCAACACGCACAAGGUGGACAUGGAGAAGCUGCUGGGGGGACAGAUCGGCCUCGAGGACUUCAUCUUCGCCCACACCAAGGGCCAACGCAAGGAGGUCGAGGUCUUCAAGUCCGAGGAGGCCUUGGGCCUCACCAUCACCGACAAUGGCGCCGGCUACGCCUUCAUCAAGCGCAUCAAGGAGGGCAGCGUCAUCGACCGCAUCGCCGUCAUCGGCGUGGGUGACAUGAUCGAGGCCAUCAACGGGCAGAGCCUGGUGGGCGCCCGUCACUACGAGGUGGCCAAGAUGCUCAAGGAGCUGCCCAAGGGCCGCACCUUCGCCCUCAAGCUCACCGAGCCCCGCAAGGCCUUCG